This is a messenger RNA of Onychostoma macrolepis, 1940 nucleotides long. RefSeq names its product PRELI domain containing 3 (gene prelid3b). Gene Ontology annotation, cellular component: mitochondrial intermembrane space. The transcript has 6 exons. Gene Ontology annotation, molecular function: phosphatidic acid transfer activity. Gene Ontology annotation, biological process: phospholipid transport. The record is from RefSeq and is a predicted model, not a curated record. The coding region runs from base 156 to 737 and encodes 193 amino acids. NCBI's taxonomy places the organism in Eukaryota, Metazoa, Chordata, Actinopteri, Cypriniformes, Cyprinidae.
CGCUCGUCUCUGAUUGGUCGGAGCGCGUCCUGCGCUGGUGCGUGCGUCACCGGUGGGCGGGGCCUGAGCGGCAGUGUUCUCGAACAAACGGCGGAAGCGGCGCGGUGUCACCCUGCAGCCCUCGCGCAUUAAACAUCUAUAAAACAGCAAGAACCAUGAAGAUCUGGACGUCAGAACACGUUUUCAACCAUCCAUGGGAAACCGUGACCAAAGCUGCCAUGCAGAAGUACCCAAACCCCAUGAACCCCAGCGUGUUUGGCGUGGACGUGUUGGACCGUAACGUGGACCAGCAGGGACGGCUGCACAGCAAGCGGCUUCUCAGCACCGAGUGGGGCCUGCCAUCCAUCGUUAGAUCGAUAAUUGGGAACACGCGGACAUGUACGUACAUCCAGGAGCACUCCGUAGUCGAUCCCAAAGAGAAAACCUUUGAGCUUCAGUCCACUAAUAUCACCUUCACUAACAUGGUGUCUGUGGACGAGCGGCUCAUUUACCGACCACAUCCAGAGGACCCGGAAAAGACCAUGCUCACCCAGGAGGCCAUCAUCUCUGUGAAGGGCAUCAGUCUCAGCAGCUAUCUGGAGGGAAUCAUGGCCUCCACCAUCUCCACCAAUGCAGGAAAGGGUCGUGAGGCGAUGGAGUGGGUGAUCAGACGUCUGAACACAGAGAUCGAGGAGCUGGCCAUCACAGCCAGAGGAACCCUGAGGACGCCCAUGGCUGCGGCCGUCACUGAGAAAUGACCGCUCCUGAGCCGCGCACCUUCCUCUCUGUCGCCGCGCUUCUCUACGCACCCUUCUCCAAUGGUGGAAGUUCAUUCUCAGCGUCCUGCGGAUUCAAGCGUCUACAUUAGAGGCUGACGGGGACGUCCAGCGGCGGAGAGACGGUCGACAAACACUCAAACCUAGUUUUAAUGAAUCAGUAUAACGAGACCCAUGCUCUCUGAUGCGAUGAUGGAAGAGGAACGUAUGCCAAACCAUUCAGCUCUGUUACACGCGACUCUUACGGUCAGAGAGCGCAGAUGUUGGAUGCUUCACCAGCACUUAUACACUUGAAAACUGUUAGGAAUAUUAUAACUUAUUUUUAUUAUUACUAUUAUACUAGUAACACUUAAAUCCAAGCAUCAAGGAAGGGAACAAACUAAUCCAGACUAGAUUUGGAGGACCAUCGCGGAUGUUCACUGGAUUCUUCAGAAAACCAGUCAGACGCCGAGCACUGAAGAGAUGAUGGUGUAUGAAACGACAGAAUGAAUUAUCAUCAUCAUCAUCAAGAAUAUUCUGUAUGAUGUUAAAUAUCUCCUUCACUUAGUAGUGAACAUACGUGCACUUGCUGUGACUGUAAAUGGGGUGUUGGAUCCAGAUGUGAAAUGUGUGUGUGAUGAUGGGAAACAUCAGAAGAGGGUGAAAUACAUUCUAUUUAUUUAUUUAUAUUUUGUAGGUUUAUGUUAUUUCAUGCAUCCAUAAAUCACAGCUUCAUUAUCUUCAUCGUCAGCGAUGGGGAAACGGUACAAUGAAUGAAUACCAAUCCGAUGUAUUUAUUGAAUGUGACAGUGAAGAUGGUUUGUGGAUGUGAUUGCUUCAGCACAGAAACCUGUCCAGCAUUUACAGACGCUUGUGUUCUUCCUUCUCGAUUGAAAUGGCAUUGAAGAUCUUCUCUAUGUUUGGUUUACUUCAGUUUAAAUAUUAUGACGAACUAAAAUAAAGCGACUGCAUUAAAACAGCUUAUUUAUACUGAAUGUAAAUGUUUGUUACUGGCAUAUUAAGUAUUAAAUCAAAUAAAGCAACUUGGUGCAAAGGUUGAAAUAAUUUAGGAAUGAAUUAAAUGUCUGUAGUGUUUUAGAGUUGCUCGGUACUGACGAAACGAGACGAUCUCUUCAUCAUUUGUUCUCCAAAUGCAGCCAAAGCUGUUUACAAAUGCUGAAAUAAACUAACGUUCAUACUAAACAA